Molecule: messenger RNA, 6464 nt
Organism: Anthonomus grandis grandis
Lineage: Eukaryota; Metazoa; Arthropoda; Insecta; Coleoptera; Curculionidae
Gene: CdGAPr
Product: GTPase-activating protein CdGAPr
Exons: 26
Coding region: 264-5657 (1797 amino acids)
Biological process (GO): small GTPase-mediated signal transduction
Molecular function (GO): GTPase activator activity; phosphatidylinositol binding; protein binding
Source: RefSeq, a predicted model, not a curated record
UAGGCAUAUUCGCUCGCGAUCGGUGCCUGUUAAACAAUAAAAUAAUAAAACGUGGCCGGACGACGACAGGUGGAUUAACAUUGUGUUUGUGUGUUGCCGUGUUUGUGAUCAACUAAUUAACGGCAUAUACAGAACGUUUAUCGACGAGCAGUUCGCGUGACUCCGAUGAUAUUAGACGCGUGGUAAUUAACUUUGUGUGUAACACCCGGUGGUGAUGAUGAACGUUUAUUAGUAGAAAGCAACGCGUACGACCGAUUUUAGGAAUGUUGGAAAUCGUACUUCCGGGUAAAAAUGGACCGCUAGGGGUGUUUACCAGUGGUGUCAGAUAUAAGACACUAUGCUCUGAACCGAACGCAGUACCGCCCUCGGAGAUGCAAAUCUCGGAGGCGGCCGGGGGGGCGCCCCAGCCGGGGGCGGAGCCCUGUCGCUUCCCGAAACUGGAGGAAUGCGCCCAUUUCCACUACGAGAGGGUCCAGUUGCCCGGUACCAUGCAGGUCGCCCUCCAGACGAGCAUGGAUCAAUCGUUACACUCCCAACACACAAACGAAGACGAAGAAACCGAAUGGUUCAUGGUACAAGUGACGUCGGGAGAAGAAUGCUGGUUGGUGCAACGAAACUUUGAAAAUUUUAAAAUGCUGGACGAGCAGGUGCACCAGUGCAUUUUUGACAGGAAGAUCUCCCAGUUGACUGACCUGUCAAAGAUGUCCGCUAACGAGGAAGAACUCGAGGAAAAACUGGCCUACUACCUGGAACGUUUCAGCCAGAUCGCCGAUAAUUCGGUGAAUUGCGGUCCGGUGUUAAAUUGGCUUCAAAUGGACAACAAGGGCCAUCGGUUACUUGUGCCGAGUGAGGAGAGCAGGAGUAUUAAUACACCGGCAGUCGCCGCUGCUUAUAGUGUACGCAGAUACGUCUCGCAGGCUCGAGACGAACUCAACUUGGAGGUGGGCGACAUGAUUUCCGUAAUCGAUAUGGCGAGUCCGGGGGAAUCGAUGUGGUGGCGGGGCAAACGGGGUUUCCAGGUGGGAUUCUUCCCGCAACACUGCGUCCACAUUAUCGGCGAUAAGGUGCCCAGGAACAUGCCCUUGCCGCCCCCCGUAGUCGGGUCCUUAGCAAUUAGUCCAGUGAAACCGGUCCUGCGUCGUCACGGCAAACUGAUAACAUUCUUCAGAAGUUUUAUUCUUAACAGACCGUCGCGCAGGAGAUUGAAACAGAGCGGAAUUCUGAAGGAGCGGGUGUUCGGGUGCGAUUUGGGGGAACAUCUGCUCAAUUCCGGGAAGGACGUGCCUACGGUGCUGAAGAGUUGCGCGGAAUUUAUUGAGGCCAAUGGAAUUGUCGAUGGGAUAUACAGGCUCUCUGGAGUUACGUCGAACAUUCAAAAGCUGAGAAAUGCCUUCGACGAGGACCGGGUGCCGGAUUUACAUACCGAGGACAUUCUGAAGGAUAUCCAUUCAGUUGCGUCGUUAUUAAAAAUGUAUUUUCGAGAGUUGCCAAACCCUUUAUGCACCUACCAGUUAUACCAAAGCUUCGUAAACGCAGUACAAGGCUGCAGUACAGCCAUCAGAAACUCGGAGACUGACCACGAAAGACUGCUUAAGAUGAGGGAGGCCGUACAGAAACUGCCUCCUCCUCACUACCGAACUUUAGAUUAUUUAAUGCGUCAUCUUGCCCGGGUGGCCAACCACAGUAGCAGCACCGGUAUGACCACGAGGAAUUUGGCCAUAGUGUGGGCUCCCAACUUGUUGAGGUGUGAGGCCUUGGAGGUGGGAGGUGUGGCCGCAUUACAAGGUGUCGGAGUUCAGGCCGUAGUAACCGAAUUCCUGAUAUGCUACGCGGAUUUGAUAUUCUGCGACCAUCUGCCCAGCGUGGACCAAUCAGAACUGGCGGAGAAAGAGAACCUUUUGGCGAAAAAAUGUCGACCCAACAGUUUGGCCAUUUCCACCCCCACCAAAUUGAUCACGUUAGAAGAGGCGAGGAAUAAACAGCAUUUGACUAACAAAACGGAGGAGUGCAACUACAUCGAAGUGGGAGGUGGACCUAGUAAUUUGCCUAAGAAGUAUCACACCAUCAUUGAUUUACCACCAGGUGUACGAAAAAGGGGCCAUACCAAAAGAUCCCCACUGGGCUGGCGCAUGUUCUUCUCAAGAUCCUCUCGUAAUGCUACGCAAGGUACUAUCAGCAAAAGUAGGAUCUCCACCCCCAUUACCAUCAACGAUAAAUCAGUAACCGAAUCGGACCUGACAGACAAAAGAAUUAAACUGAGAAGCGUAAAAUCAGCGGAAAGUUUAACCUCCGGUCAUUCGGAACCUGCUAGCACGGAAGACGUCCUGGGACCUUUACAUUCUAUGAAUAAACCGCCCGGACAUAACCGGUCGGUGUCUCACGACUCGUACUUCGACACCCUCCAGUCGUCCCAAGCGAACUCGGAGGCCUCCCUCUUAGAUUUGAGCGAGAUCCAUUUGAACUUUGACCUGGAGGAGUCGGAAAUGAGGAUCUUCUCGGAGGACGAGAGUCUCGUCAGUUCGCCCCGUCUACAAAAGGACAUGGUCCAACGUCGCAUUCUAACCCGCACCCGCCCCGAAGAGUUCAUUGGAGGCGGUAGUACCGCGGCCAACAGUGUAAACCCCUCGCCGAAGAAACAACCGCGGGUGGUACUUUCGCCCGAGGCCAUGUCCAGGAAACGCACCAGACUGGAGGAUCAACUGAGCGAUAUCCAGUACAUCGAUUGUAAUACUCCGGAGAACGUGGUCAAUACCACUGCGGUGGUGCACGCGAUACCACCUAGUCCGGAGGACGGAGGACCUAAAAACAAAAGUCCCAGGAACUCCGAUAUCCUCGACACAAAAAGACAAUCGCUGAACCUCGAGUCUACGUCUGCAACGAACAGAAUCCAUCCGAUCACCAAAUCUUUUACGGAUUUAGACUUAAACCGUCAGUUUCUUGUCGGGGCCUUGACUACACCCACGCCUACUUCACCGAGCUACAAGCAGCUGGGAGAAUCCAGUGCCAACACAACGCCAGGGUAUUCACCCUCAGAGCUGUCUUUUACGAGGAAAAACAGCGGCGAAGCCCCACCACAGAAACUGCACAGCCCUAAUUACGAGAAUAUACUGACUACAAUCAGUAUAACUUAUAAGUCGCCGCCCAGGAGUGUCUCUGUGUCGCCCAUGAAAAGUCCCGUCUAUGAAAACGUGAUACUUAAUCCGGAAAAAGUGGACAUUCCUACGAGUACCGCAAGCCUCCCGAUUCAAGAAGCGUCCCAGCCGGACCUCUGCGACGACCAAAUCGACCUCAAUUCCUACCUGACGGUGCAAAAAUCGUCUUCGAGUAACGAUCGGCCUAAAAGUUUGAGCGCCCUCGAAGAAUACAGUUCGACUGACUCGACCUUGAAGGCGAACAGUAGCGGCGCCAUCUGUAACACGUCCGAGCAGCUCAGUUUGACGAUGAGUUUAACGGAUCAGAGGACGGUCAGCUCCAAUCAGAGUUCGGAAUCGAACAUUCCGUUUACGGCCAGUUAUAGUUCAGCGCCGCCGUAUAAUUAUAUGGAGAAUUCUGAGAGACUGAGUCACACCGACUUAAGCCUGAGCGAAGUGGUCCAAAGUUCGACCGAAAACUUAACGAGCCGCACGUCAGUCAGCACCCCUCUGAGCCCAUCGAAGAACAGCCCGAACGUCAGCCCCACCACCACAGACAGCAGGAAUUUCAGCAACGAAAAUCUUCCGCUCAACAAGGAUCAGGAGCUGUGGAGCGUGCCUAGACCCAAUAGUUUAAACUUAAUUGAUUUCAGUCCGCAGCAGGAAGCUCCCAAUAGUCCCAGCAGGUCUUUGUCUCAGAACGACAAACGUAAAUCGGACGAAACAGAAUCGUACGACGAGAACGCCAUCUACCAACAAGUCAAAUAUUUCCGGAGGUCCAUACACGAAGUGAACGCCCUCCUAGAGUUGGAACUCGCGAAGAAAUCAUCCGAAACCAAACUAACCGCGAUGGAGAACCUGAAAAGUGAGGAGGAGGAACAGCACUUUGACUCCCUGGAGCACUCCAGUAGCCACGCGUAUGAGAACGUCGAACUCAAGAACGCGAGACACGAUUCAACCACCAGCUGCGGCGUGAGUGAGAGUUUUAGUAAAAGUGAGGACGCUGAGGAACUUAAGCCCGACGAGGAAGAGGAGGAGCGAGUACACGUUAAGGACCUAAAAAGUCGUUUCGAGGAGGGCGUAAAACCCAAAGAACACGCGAACCAACCAAAGAGUAACUCCAGCAAAGACUCUUCUGCCACAUCAAACUCGAUUUCAAGUCUAAAAACCUCCUCGGACUCCUCAAAAUCGCCCCAGCCGAAAAUCGGUUCGGAUUCCGCAAAAUCCUCCUCCCCAAUUUUAAAUCCCGAAAAACCGGUCAGUCCUUCAAUAUUGAAAGCUCGCCGCGACGAACCUAAAGAGGACGGUGAUAGCGAUUCGAAGAAAGCGAUAGAAGACUCCACCACUAACAGCGUUUCUAGUACAAAUUCUAUGAAUAAAUUGAAAGUGUUUUACGAGAAAGACGGUUUGCCGCCCUGUUUGAGGGCGCGAAAUUUGAAAUAUCAGUUUAAAACGCGCUCGUUGGACGAGGAGGAGUUCGAAAAAGAGUGCGGAUUGGCCAAGGGCGGACAGAGACGGCAGUCGUUUGACGAGAAUAUUGGUUAUAAAACCAAUUCUCUGCCAAAAACCCUAAACCAGCCAAAGUCUUUACCAACGGUGGACGAUAGUCAAUUGGAAUCGUUACAUUUGUCUCAUAGUAGUGAGAAGAUCAACCUUACUAGUAAUAGCAACUUGAGUGAGGAGGAAAAGGAACAGCAAAAGCGUGAAAGAAUAGAAAAGUAUAAGGAAGAGAGGAGGAGGGUUUUAAGUGAGCGAUACAGAUCGGAAUCCUUCAAAGAAGACAAAGACGUGCUCUUGAGCAGACUGAAAAUAUACAAAGGCAAAGAGGACCAAACGGACAGUGAUAAGUCGUUGGACCCUCACACUUCUUUACGGAGUAGCCGAAGAAAAAGUACAAAAAGUGAGAGCGAAAGUAUGAAUGAGAUGAAAGUGAAAGAAGGUUCGAGUUCUAGUCCCCGCGGGGAAGAUAAUAGCCCCGUUAAAAUCACCACUCCUACGCCCGCUCGGAGUCUAAGUUCCUUACACGUCGCCUCCGGCCCUCACAGGGUGUCCAGGGCCGACCUGGAUCCCCCGAAAAUUAGUGAGGAACGUCCGAAAACUCCCAGUCUUAAAGUGAGGGCCGCCAUAUUCGAGCAGCAAACUCAGAAGGCCGUCCCGGUUACUGUGGAAUACGGGAGGAACUUUAAGUCUUCCGAUAAAGUACGGGGUGAUGUGGAUAAGUUGAACAAUACAAGAAGUUCGGUGGAAAAGGAGAAAAGCGGUAUCAAGGCUGUGGAUAGGAUUAGUGAUAUACCGGGUGACCUAAAGGAUUUGGACUUUAUCAGGCAUAAAAGGAGAGACGACGAUAAUGUGAAAGAGGAGUGGAGGAGGCACACUUUUGAUUCGAGAGAGAAGGACGGCGAGAGUGAGAGGUUGAGGAGAGUCAGUUUGGAAACUAGAAAUAAUAGUGCCAGGAAAGAGAAGACUUCACCCACUUACUGCAUAAAAGACAUGAAAGCGAUCUUCGAAUCAAAAUCCAAACAAUAACAAAAACUCUGAAUUAUCAUGAUGUAAAAAAGAAACAAAAUUAAGAAAGUUUGACCAAAUUGACAAAACGUUUUUUUUUGUUUUUUAGGUUUUAGGGGCUUAACGAUUGAUAUUUUUGUGUAAAUAAGUUGCGACCGUGUGUGUUUUUAAAUGUUUAGUAGUUUUUUUUUUGCACUCGUAAGGUGUCUGUUUUUUUGCCAUUACGGCCUCAGUAAGACAUUGUUAUUUAUUAUUGUUUGAUGAUAUAUAUUAUAGUUUUUUUUUUAAUUAUUCCGACAGUUUUUUUCUAUUGUAUAGUCUUCUUAUUCGGUUCACUAUUUUAGCCAUAUAAUUCUUUUUUAAACUUGGGUGAUACAACGAGAACCAACACACAAUAAAAAAAAGGUAGUUGAAGAAAUUUCUUGUUGCAUCACCCUGUAUAUUUUUUUAAACGUCGUAGCUAAUUAAAAAGUGAUAUGCAAACUUUAAAAAAUAAAUAAAUAAAUAUAAUAUACUAGAGCGACGAAUUAGUAUAGUGUGUUGACCGCUUUAAAAGAAUUAUUAGAAAAAAAAAGUAUGUAUUCGACUAUAGACUAAAGUUAGGGCUUUGAACAGGUUUUGUAGCAAAAAAAUAAAAUAAAUCAGUGACGUUUUCCUCACACUGUAUGUUAAACCUCACUAAUAUUUAGGGACAAUAAUUUCUUUUUGUCAUUUUUUAAUUUUAAAUUAUUUAUUAUUAUCAUCGGACCUUGGUUGUAAAUAGUGUAAAACUAUUGUGCUUUCAAAUGCGGAAUAUAGUUAUGUUUAAAUAAAUUAUAUAAUUUCAAA